Anopheles darlingi is the source of this 2650-nucleotide messenger RNA. RefSeq names its product heterogeneous nuclear ribonucleoprotein K (gene HnRNP-K). Gene Ontology annotation, biological process: regulation of mRNA splicing, via spliceosome; regulation of transcription by RNA polymerase II. The coding region runs from base 475 to 1842 and encodes 455 amino acids. The record is from RefSeq and is a predicted model, not a curated record. Gene Ontology annotation, cellular component: cytoplasm; nucleus. Gene Ontology annotation, molecular function: mRNA binding. The transcript is spliced from 10 exons. NCBI's taxonomy places the organism in Eukaryota, Metazoa, Arthropoda, Insecta, Diptera, Culicidae.
AUUGCGGGUUUUGCCGGGCGUAAAGGGCCGAAAUUUCCGAUAAUCGCCCCUCGAGGAAAACGUGCACUUGAAGGUCACGGAGAACCGGUUUCUCCGAACUGGAGCGUUGAAAAUGCGCUGUGAAUAUCCGCUUAAAUCGUCGAGGAUGAAUAGUUAUAGUCUAGUUUAUCUUUUUAUGCAAUAAUCAGUCCGGCUAAAGAUCCUUUCGCCCAUUUCCACGCGGGCACUCCGGUCCGGAGAAAGUUCCGGAGACACGGCGUCACGGGACUUUCUCAAAGCAAAAAGGAAGCAAAAUGGCGAAAUGCGCCGCGCACAAAUUUCUUACCACCGAAUACCAGCCGGAUCGCCGGAACGCCCAAAAAUAAUUGGAAGAUCUUGUGGUUGUGGAACUCGGUUACAUAAGUUUUCAGAUAAAUAAACAUUGCCGGCUGAUCAUAUCGCCAAGCAACGACAGGAAAGGACGGAACAAUAAAAAUGAAGCGAGGAAAUGAUGAUACGAGUGAUGGUGUGAACGAAGAACAACUACUCACGGAACAGGAAGGAUCGAAUGAUGAGCAGAGUGCAAAAAACAAUGCACAAGCUGAGGAUUCGUCGGACUCCAGCAAAUCCUCCGUGAAGCGAAUGCGUUCGGAAGACCAAGAAGUGCGAUUGCUGAUUCCUAGCAAAAUGGCUGGAGCUAUUAUAGGAAAAGGUGGACAUAACAUCCAGAAGCUACGCACAGAGUAUCAAGCCCAAGUGAAUAUAGGCGACUGUACUGGCCCCGAACGUGUUCUUACAAUUGCUGCCGAUAUGGAAACUGUGACGAAAGUGGUAAAGGAUGUGAUGAAACAUCUCGAUAGGGCUGGCGAUAAUGAGUACGAACUUAGAAUUCUGAUUCAUUUGAGCCUAGCUGGAUGCGUCAUUGGUCGUGGUGGCAGCAAAAUAAAGGAGAUCAAAGAUGAAAUUGGAUGCCGCCUGAAAAUAUUCUCAAACAUUCCACCCCAGAGCACAGACCGUAUUGCCCAAGUGAUUGGCAGUGAGGAUCAAUGUCUGAGGACGCUGAACGAAAUCAUCAAACUGGUGAAAGGUACUCCUAUCAAAGGACCGGUACAUAACUAUGAUCCACACAACUAUGACGACAUGUACGCCGAUGAGUAUGGCGGCUAUGGCGUCGGAGGAGGUGGCAGCGGUGCUGGUGGCAGCACAGCCUUCCGCAACGGGGCUGGUGGACGAGGAAAUGGCAGUGGCGGAGCUACUGGAACUGGGUACGAUCGCAGAGGGGGAGAGCGCUUCGAAGAUCGUGGACGUUCUAACCGAGGUGGUGGUGGCUACGAUCGUGGAAAUGAUCGUGCCAAUCGCAGUGUUCCAGGUGCCAUUGUAGGUGCUGGUGGUGCCGGCGGAGGAAAUGGUGCAGGUGCCGGUGCUGGCAUGAGAGACAGAGACUACAUCAAUCCCUGGGCCAAUCCCAUCAACGGCAACAACUUUGGCGGUAGCAGCGGCCUCGGGUUAGGAAGCCUCGGAAGCCUGAACCUCGGUGGUGCUGCCGGAAACCUUGGCAACGGAAGCUUGGGUAGUUUUGGCGGAGGGAACAAUGGCGCAAUGGAUAAUAAGACCUCUACACAGGUUACGAUACCGAAGGAUCUGGCCGGAGCUAUCAUCGGUAAAGGCGGUGGCCGAAUCCGCCGUAUUCGAAAUGAAUCCAACGCUUUCAUUCAAAUCGAUGAAGCCUUGCCUGGAUCGAAUGAUCGAAUCAUAACAAUCACCGGUACACCGAAGGAAAUCCAGGCCGCUCAGUACAUGCUGCAGCAGAGCGUUCGCGAGAAUCUGGGAUCAUCAACCGGACAAGGUUUCAACCGUAAUUAGAGCACGCUCGAAUCAGAAUGCGGGGGAUUCAUCGAACAUAGCAUUGAAAUGAAACGACACCGAGGAAAUAAACGUAUACAUACUACAGUCAAAUGCAGUGCAACAGGCAAACCGCAAACAGGUGCUCUGUAUCGAUUCAGGCAUAGCGUGUUUGAAUGCAGAAUAACAAUAGCAAAGGAUGGCAGGAAAUUGAAUGCACUUGCAUUCAUUCACGCAUCAUUUUUAUGAUUCAGUAGACACGAGAUGCAGGUAAAUGUGGUUUUUAAAUACGCAGGCUUACGAUGGCGCUCCUAUAUCUGUUUGUAUCAAAUUCCUCCGCCAAAUGAUUGUACAAAUGGUACGACUUCUGAGUUUUUUUUUUUUUUCAAUAUAAUCGGGAAUAUCGUUGACAGUUUAAUUAAUCUACAAAAGCACUAUUAGCCAACAUUCAGAACAAAGCCAUAGAAGGAAACAAUGUUUGAGUCACUAAUAUACUACACAUAUUGUAUAUUGAUAAGGAUUAUUCAAGUCGAUCGUCUUGAGCAUCUCAAUUGUCCUUAUUAUCACAGUAGUUAACCUGAUAUAAUCUUCGGUUGCUCUUCUGAAAACGAAGUGUACGCGCAAAUGACAGAACGGGCAUUUUUAUGUUUACCUGAAAAUCGAGUCUUUAGUGUCAAGUGUCCACCGUCGAGGAGGGUUGAUAUACUCUGAUUUUAGUCCUUCAUUAAGACACAGUAGUGGUAUCUGGGAUACGGAAGAUUUUUGCAUUUCCUUUUUCUGCAAUCCAUUUCAAUUCACUCCAUUAAACAGUACGAUAUAAAUGGUGGAA